Aspergillus puulaauensis is the source of this 4749-nucleotide messenger RNA. RefSeq names its product pentafunctional protein ARO1. The record is from RefSeq and is a predicted model, not a curated record. Lineage: Eukaryota; Fungi; Ascomycota; Eurotiomycetes; Eurotiales; Aspergillaceae. Gene Ontology annotation, biological process: aromatic amino acid biosynthetic process; chorismate biosynthetic process. Bases 1 to 4749 code for a protein of 1582 amino acids. Gene Ontology annotation, cellular component: cytoplasm. The transcript is spliced from 3 exons. Gene Ontology annotation, molecular function: 3-dehydroquinate synthase activity; shikimate 3-dehydrogenase (NADP+) activity; shikimate kinase activity.
AUGUCCGAGCCCACGAAAAUCAGUAUCUUGGGUCGCGAAAGCAUUAUCGCUGAUUUCGGGCUUUGGCGAAACUAUGUGGCCAAGGAUCUGAUCAGCGACUGCCCCUCCACCACCUACGUCCUUAUCACCGAUACGAAUAUCGGAUCCAUUUACACCCCUGGCUUCCAGAAGGCCUUCGAAGAUGCGUCUGCCUCCAUUUCCCCCUCUCCGCGCCUCCUCGUCUAUAAUGCUCCUCCCGGUGAAGUCUCCAAGUCCCGACAGACAAAGGCCGAUAUUGAGGAUUGGAUGCUGAGCCAGAACCCACCAUGCGGUCGUGAUACUGUGGUCAUUGCUCUAGGUGGAGGAGUCAUCGGAGAUCUGACGGGCUUCGUCGCUGCAACCUACAUGCGUGGUGUUCGCUAUGUGCAGGUCCCCACUACUCUCCUUGCCAUGGUCGAUUCUUCAAUAGGCGGGAAAACCGCGAUUGACACUCCUCUGGGGAAGAACUUGAUCGGUUCUAUCUGGCAACCGACGAAAAUCUACAUUGACCUUGAAUUCUUGGAGACGCUGCCGGUGAGAGAAUUCAUCAAUGGCAUGGCCGAGGUCAUCAAGACCGCAGCCAUCUCCAGCGAAGAAGAAUUCACGGCUCUAGAGGAGAAUGCGGAGACGAUUCUCAAGGCCGUUCGCCGAGAGCUAAAGCCAGGACAACACCGGUUCGAGGGCAUCGAAGACAUUAUCAAAGCCAGAAUUUUGGCCUCUGCGCGGCACAAGGCAUUUGUCGUCUCGGCAGAUGAGCGCGAGGGUGGCCUCCGGAACCUUUUGAACUGGGGUCACUCCAUCGGGCAUGCCAUUGAAGCCAUCCUAACACCGCAAAUUCUUCAUGGAGAGUGUGUCGCAAUCGGCAUGGUGAAGGAGGCAGAACUAGCUCGCCACCUCGGUAUUUUGAAGAGCGUUGCGGUCGCCCGCAUUGUCAAGUGCAUUUCCGCCUAUGGGCUGCCUACCUCAAUGAAGGAUGCUCGGAUCCGAAAACUAACUGCCGGAAAGCACUGCUCGGUGGACCAGCUAAUGUUUAACAUGGCUUUGGACAAGAAGAACGAUGGCCCUAAGAAGAAGGUCGUCCUUCUCUCCGCCAUUGGGACUACAUACGAGCCUCGUGCCAGUGUCGUGGCCAAUGAGGAAAUUCGCGUGGUCCUUGCUCCAAGCAUUGAGGUACACCCUGGUGUAGAGAAGUCUUCAAACGUUGUGUGCGCACCUCCAGGAUCCAAGAGUAUCUCCAACCGAGCUUUGGUUCUGGCGGCUCUCGGCUCCGGCACUGUUCGCGUCAAGAACUUACUGCACUCCGAUGACACAGAGGUGAUGCUGAAUGCCUUGGAAAGACUAGGCGCUGCCACCUUUUCCUGGGAAGAUGAGGGUGAGGUGCUAGUGGUGAACGGCAAAGGUGGAAACCUUCAAGCAUACCCCUCGCCAUUGUACCUAGGAAAUGCCGGCACAGCUUCCAGAUUCCUAACAACCGUUGCCACUCUUGCCAACACAAGCACAGUAGAUCACAGUGUGCUCACCGGUAACAACCGCAUGAAGCAACGUCCUAUUGGAGAUCUCGUCGAUGCGUUAACCGCCAACGGCGCUUCCAUUGACUAUGUGGAGAGCAAGGGCAGUCUGCCUCUUAAGAUCGCCGCGUCCGGAGGAUUUGCUGGUGGAAAUAUCAAUCUGGCUGCCAAGGUAUCUUCCCAAUACGUGUCUUCGCUGCUCAUGUGUGCGCCCUACGCCAAGGAACCUGUGACGUUGAAACUGGUUGGAGGGAAGCCAAUCUCUCAGCCGUAUAUUGAUAUGACGACCGCGAUGAUGCGUUCGUUUGGUAUCGAUGUGCAAAAGUCCACCACUGAAGAGCACACCUACCAUAUUCCCCAGGGCCGUUAUGUAAACCCUACCGAAUACGUUAUCGAGAGUGAUGCCAGCUCCGCCACCUACCCUCUGGCCGUUGCAGCAAUCACGGGUACUACUUGCACCGUUCCCAACAUUGGAUCUGGCUCUCUUCAAGGUGAUGCCCGAUUCGCUGUCGAGGUCUUGAGACCCAUGGGAUGCACUGUCGAGCAAUCUGAAACCUCCACUACCGUGACUGGGCCCUCGGACGGCAUCCUACGGCCACUUCCUAACGUGGAUAUGGAACCCAUGACAGACGCAUUCCUUGGCGCUUCCGUGCUUGCAGCUAUUGCUCGCGGGAAGGACUCGAAUCACACCACCCGUAUUUACGGUAUUGCCAACCAGCGUGUAAAGGAGUGCAACCGUAUCAAGGCGAUGAAGGACGAGCUUGCCAAAUUCGGAGUUGUCUGCCGCGAGCACGACGAUGGUCUUGAGAUCGACGGGGUUGACCGCACAACUCUCCGCCAACCAGCUGGGGGUAUCUUCUGCUAUGAUGAUCACCGAGUUGCGUUUAGUUUCAGCGUUUUGUCUCUUGCCACUCCCCAGCCAACUUUGAUCCUCGAGAAAGAAUGUGUAGGAAAGACAUGGCCCGGUUGGUGGGAUACCCUCCGGCAGUUGUACAAGGUGAAGCUCGAGGGCAAGGAAUUGGAAGAAGAAUCGCUAGCUCUUAGCAGUACAGACAAGGCCAGCGCUUCGAUUUACAUUAUUGGAAUGCGUGGCGCUGGAAAGUCUACCGCCGGAAACUGGGUUUCCAAGGCGCUCGACCGACCAUUCAUCGACCUAGACACAGAGCUCGAGACCACUGAGGGCAUGACCAUUCCCGACAUCAUCAAGACGAGAGGCUGGCAAGGUUUCCGCGAUGCGGAGCUGGAGAUUCUGAAGCGCACCAUGAAGGAGCGACCAAAGGGUUACGUCUUUGCCUGCGGUGGCGGAGUAGUGGAGAUGCCUGAAGCCCGGAAGUUGCUCGUUGAUUACCACAAGAACAAGGGGAAUGUGUUGCUCCUCAUGCGCGACAUCUCAAAGAUUAUGGACUUCCUAUCGAUCGACAAGACCCGCCCCGCUUACGUCGAGGAUAUGAUGGGCGUGUGGCUACGACGCAAGCCCUGGUUCCAAGAGUGCAGCAACAUUCAAUACUACAGCCGGGAUGCUACUCCAGGCGGAUUGCCUCGCGCGUCAGAGGACUUUAACCGAUUCUUGCAGGUCGCAACUGGGCAAAUCAACAUCCUUGAUGCUGUCAAGCAGAAGGAGCACACAUUCUUUGUGUCUUUGACGCUGCCGGAUCUACGUGAGGCUGGCGACAUUCUCGAAGAAGUCUGCGUGGGGUCCGACGCCGUCGAGCUGCGGGUUGAUCUACUGAAGGAUCCCGCGUCGGACAGCGAUAUCCCAUCUGUCGACUACGUAUUGGAGCAGCUAUCGUUCCUACGCAGUCGGUCCACGCUCCCUGUUAUCUUCACCAUCCGUACCAAGGGACAGGGCGGUCGUUUCCCUGAUGAGGCUCACGACGCUGCGCUGGAGCUCUACCGGCUCGCAUUCAGAUCCGGGGUUGAAUUCGUUGACCUUGAGAUCGCGUUCCCCGAUGAGCUGCUGCACACCGUGACGGAAAUGAAGGGACAAUCUAAAAUCAUUGCGUCGCAUCACGACCCCAAGGGUGAGCUUUCAUGGGCGAACAUGUCAUGGAUCAAGUUCUACAACCGGGCGCUCGAGUACGGCGACAUCAUUAAACUCGUCGGCGUUGCACAGAGUCUCGACGACAACACGGCGCUCCGGAAGUUCAAGAACUGGGCCGCGGAAGCCCACGACGUUCCCCUGAUCGCAAUCAACAUGGGCGACCAGGGACAACUAAGCCGCAUUCUGAACGGAUUCAUGACUCCCGUGUCUCACCCUAGCCUACCAUUCAAGGCUGCUCCAGGCCAGCUCUCCGCAACCGAGAUCCGCAGGGGACUGUCUCUCAUGGGCGAGAUCAAGGCCAAGAAGUUCGCCAUCUUUGGCAAGCCAGUCUCCGGAUCCCCCUCACCUGCCCUCCACAACGCGCUCUUCAACAAAGUCGGCCUCCCCCACGACUACGGCCGCCUCGAGACCGCCACCGCCGCAGACGCCAAGGGCUUCAUCCGCGCGCCAGACUUCGGCGGUGCCUCCGUAACAAUCCCCCUCAAGCUCGACAUCAUGCCCCUCCUCGACGAAGUCUCCGCAGAAGCCGAAAUCAUCGGCGCCGUAAACACAAUCAUCCCCGUCCCAGGAGACAAGGGCAACCCCGCACGCCUAAUUGGCCGCAACACCGACUGGCAGGGGAUGAUCCACUCGCUACGCAACGCUGGCGUCUAUGGCCGCAAGGGUUCGCAGCCAGAAAGCGCGCUUGUCGUCGGCGGCGGCGGCACCGCGCGCGCUGCGAUCUACGCCCUCCACAACAUGGGCUACGCCCCGAUCUACAUCGUCGGCCGUACACCUUCUAAGCUGGAGAGCAUGGUCUCGACUUUCCCCAGCAGCUACAACAUCCGGAUCGUCGACAGCCCGGCUACGUUUGACACGAUCCCGCAUGUCGCGAUUGGGACUAUCCCCGCAGAUCAGCCCAUCGAUCCUGUGAUGCGUGAGACCCUGUGUCACAUGUUCGAGAAGGCGCAGGAGGCCGACGUCGACGCAGUCAAGUCCGUCGAGAGGGCCCCGCGAGUCCUCCUCGAGAUGGCCUACAAGCCGCGGGUAACCGCGCUGAUGAGACUUGCGUCUGAUUCGGGAUGGAACACGAUUCCAGGGUUGGAAGUAUUAGUCGGGCAGGGUUGGUACCAGUUCAAAUACUGGACCGGGAUCUCUCCGCUAUACGAAACCGCAAGGGCCGCGGUGCUCGAUUCGGAAUGA